AAAUACUCUAUAUUCCGUCACAUUUUGACGUGAGAAGCAAAAAUAAUCAAAUCAACAAAACGAAGAACAGAGAGAGAGAAAGGAAUAUGGAAGAAUCAGUGAAGAAAGGGACUGUGACUUCACUGGCGCCCCUGUUCCCAGUGGACGAGGCGCAGAAGGCGGCGAAGCGCGUCGAAGACGCCAUUGCCGACAAGCGCGGUGAGCUCGAUAGGGUACGAGGUUUCAUCGCCGACAACAACAACCUCGUCAACCUUGUCCACAAACUGCCUGAAGAACUCUCCCACGACAUCAUGGUUCCGUUUGGAAAAGCAGCGUUCUUCCCUGGUCGUUUGAUUCAUACCAACGAAUUCCUGGUUCUUUUGGGAGAAGGGUAUUAUGCAGAGAGAACUUCGAAUCAAACAGUUGAGAUUUUGCAGCGAAGAGGGAAGUCCAUGGAUUCGCAGGUUGAUUCCCUUGAGGCUAAUAUCAAGGACCUUGAAGCAGAGGCUUCGUUUUUCAAUGACAUAGUUUCUCAACUAGAGGAGGAUCUCGUGGAUAUAUGGGAAUAUGAGGAGGAAGACUCUAUUGAAGGGGAAUCCGAAUCAGGUAAACUGCAGCAAGAUGAACGUAUGCAGGCAAGAUAUGAUGAACUUGAGAAAGAAGAGCUUGCUGCAGAAAGUGGCAAUCAGAGUGAUGAAAAUGAUGAAAGUACUGGUGAUAUUGAUGAGAUGUCUUAUCAAGGACAUAUUGAUAACAAUCUCCAAAAUUCAAAAGAUUUUCGUCAAAGUGCACCACUGGGUCAGACUAAUGAUAAAAUUAAAAGAGCUGAGCUUCCAGAAAAGCAACAUCGUAAAGAAGAUAUAACUGAUCAGUUAAAUUUUGCUAGCCUGGGAGUGCAAUCUACUGUCAGAGAGAGGGAAAAACUUGUAGAAUCCAUUUAUCCUACUGAAAAGAUUCCUUUUGGUUCUAAAGAAAAACCAGCUCAAUCAACUAUAACAUCAAAAACCGAGGUUCCACACCAAACUGCACAAAGAUCAUUUGACAGUCGCAAGGCUUUUCCUGGCUCUAUUAUAGAGCAUGCUGAGAAUAUAGAAAGAUCUUCAAGAGAACAAAGUUCUGCUUCAUCACAGGGUUCUAGUUCUCAAUCUUCAAAACCAGUUUCCAGAUUCAAAAUGCAAAGAAGAUAACUAAAAAGAGAAGGUUGGAAUUUUUGUAUUUGGCGAUCUAAUGGUGUAGCAUCCGCGAUUCUAGGAUGUGCUGCUUGAGGUCAAAAGUAGAAAGAGUAAAAUAUGGAUAAAAUGAUUUGACUUUUGAGUAAUGAAAAAUGUAGGACCUUUUUGAUUCUCUUCUCACUUUUUUUUUUUGUUUAAAUUUUUUUUUUCUAAAACAUUUUCACAAUUAUAUUUUCAUCUGAAAUCUAUUUAAGUUUCAAAAUGGUUUCCAAGUGUUUUAAAGACCAAAAAUAGAUACUGUUAGUGAGAUGUUAUUUCAUCUUCUUUCUUCUGUUUUUUGUUCAAUUCUUCAAGGGACAGUAUUUUUUUACAAAGAAAUGUUUCUGAAGAAACAGAUUCUCUAAAAUGUUCCUUAGGGGAUAAACACAAGUAAAAAAAAAUGCUUUUAUGUUCUUCUUGGCAAAGGAAAAAAGUGGAAGAAAUAUAGAAAUUGACAUUUUUAUUAUACAAUUCAAAUAGACUUUUAUUAACUGAUUUAUCUCUUAUUUUCACCUGUGUCUGAAAUUAUGCAUUAGAUUUAAUGUAUUUGUUAUUGCAAUUAUUAUCAUUGAAAUAUUCUGAAGUCUCUGUUCUAUGCAUUUGGUACAUUAUUCCUUAGAAACCCAUUGCAUUUAAGAGGCCAGUAAGAAUAAAAAACGUUCUUAAUCCAGCUUUAAUCAACAAUGAAAAAACCUUUCAUUUUCCUA
Molecule: messenger RNA, 1897 nt
Organism: Vigna radiata var. radiata (mung bean)
Lineage: Eukaryota; Viridiplantae; Streptophyta; Magnoliopsida; Fabales; Fabaceae
Product: RNA polymerase II subunit 5-mediating protein homolog
Exons: 11
Coding region: 87-1166 (359 amino acids)
Biological process (GO): negative regulation of transcription by RNA polymerase II; negative regulation of phosphatase activity
Molecular function (GO): chromatin binding; transcription corepressor activity; phosphatase inhibitor activity
Source: RefSeq, a predicted model, not a curated record